Molecule: messenger RNA, 1137 nt
Organism: Musa acuminata AAA Group (dessert banana)
Lineage: Eukaryota; Viridiplantae; Streptophyta; Magnoliopsida; Zingiberales; Musaceae
Exons: 1
Coding region: 1-1137 (378 amino acids)
Source: RefSeq, a predicted model, not a curated record
AUGUCGAGGGAUCCUCAGACUGAUCCCGGCGAACUCCCUGCCGAGGGAUCGUUCUUAGCAGAGGCGCAGGCCGUGCAUCCCUUGCGUGACGGGUCGUGGGCUGACGACCUCCCCGUGACCUUUGAACGCUACUGGCGUUCAUUCGACAACCCGGACCUGCUUCCGCCCGAGGGCGCUCCGAGCGUCCCCUCGCCAGUGUCAUCCGAGGCCUUUCACGACCUCGUUCGUCAAGUCCGAGCUUUGACGGAUAUGGUGCAAACCGUCAUCCCGCUCGUCUCCCAACUGACACCCCCACUUACGACUCGACCGCUACGGCAACAAGAGCCGCCCUCUCGGACCCACAUGACGCCUCUGGAGCCUUCCACUUCUCCUCGGGUCAGACCAACCCCACUCGGGGAUCCAGUAAGGACAAACCCGGGCGAUCGCCCGGAGCCCGAGGUAUUAUCUCUAGAGUCAACGGACUCCCUGCGAGCCCAGCUAUGCUUUCUGAGUCAGCGGCUCGACGAACUAGAGAAGGAGUUUCGCAACUCAGAGGGAGAGCUCGGGAUGGACACAUACCGAGGAUCUCCGUUCGCAUCGGAGAUACGAGAUCAUGUCGUUCCCCCGAACUUCCAGCUCCCUUCUUUGGAUGCAUACGACGGCGCCACUGACCCAGCGGACCAUGUCGCCACUUUCCGUGCCCAACUAGCGCUGUAUGGAACAUCUGACGCUUUAAUGUGCAGGGCAUUUCCCACGACCCUAAGGGGGCCAGCCCUCACGUGGUAUGGCGACCUGAAGACCGGAGCGAUCACUUCCUUCGGCCAACACGCCAAGGACUUCGAGCUCCACUUCGCAGCCCAUGCCCGGCCGAAGCCCUCCGCGGUGCUGCUCCUCGGAUUCAAACAAGGAGAGGACGAGCCCCUCUCACAUUUCGUGGAUCGCUUUGCCACGCAAAUCCGGAGCUUACCGGACACUCACCCCUCUCUGUUAGUGCAGGCGUUCAUGGUAGGCUUGCGACCUUCUAGAUUCUACUGGUCCCUCGUAGAGCGACCCCCCACCACAGUACCAGAUAUGCUCCAGCGAGCCAACCGGUACGUCACGGCGGAAGCUUGGGUGACCGCAAGGAAGAGAAGCGACUCUGGGCAACGGGCCCCGUAG